Molecule: messenger RNA, 1239 nt
Organism: Sesamum indicum (sesame)
Lineage: Eukaryota; Viridiplantae; Streptophyta; Magnoliopsida; Lamiales; Pedaliaceae
Product: stromal cell-derived factor 2-like protein
Source: RefSeq, a predicted model, not a curated record
AACAAACCAUUGGCAGAAGCCAUUGCACACACGUCGCGAUCGCCGCUCACUAAUUCAUCUCGCUUCGUAUCAAACCCCACCCAAAAAUCUUGUCGUAGUUCGUUGAGAGAAAAUCCGAAGAGCAAUCGAAUCGGAUCUUCAUCGGAGCUGGCUCCGGCACCGUUCAGAGUCUCUGAUUGUGGCCAAUCGAAGCGGCAAAGCAGACCCACUCGGAGAAAAUCAGCGCCUGCGUUCGCCUCCUCCUCCGCCUCGAAAUCGGGGCCUACGCGAAUAGUUUAUAGGGAGUCCGUUAACCCGUCUUCAGGUUCGGAUCCGAACUUUCCCAUUUUGGCAGAGGACUCGGUUCAUAGUGGUGGUGCAAGUUAUGGCGCUCUCGUUUUUUGCCCUCGCGAUGGUUAUGUGGCUGGCUCUCGGCUCCGACUAUGGUUCCACGCCUGUUUCCGCAGCUUCUGGAGGCGUUCAGAUUACAUAUGGUUCUGUCAUUAAGCUGAUGCACGAGAGGACAAAAUUCCGGCUGCACUCACAUGAUGUGCCCUAUGGCUCUGGCAGCGGGCAGCAGUCUGUAACUGGUUUCCCUGAUGUUGAUGAUUCCAACAGCUACUGGAUUGUGAGGCCUACACUAGAUUCAUCUGCAAAACAACGAGAUACAAUUAAGAGUGGAACUCUUAUUAGGUUGCAACAUAUGAUAACUAGGAAAUGGCUGCAUAGCCACUUGCAUGCAUCCCCUAUAUCUGGCAAUUUGGAGGUGAGUUGCUUUGGCCACGAUGGUGAAUCUGACACUGGGGAUUACUGGAGGCUUGAAAUUGAGGGAAGUGGAAAGACUUGGAGGCAAGAUCAAAGAGUCAGGCUUCGCCAUGUCGACACUGGUGGAUACCUUCACAGUCAUGACAAGAAAUACACCCGCAUAGCAGGGGGACAGCAAGAGGUUUGUGGAGUUGGGGAAAAGCGCCCUGACAAUGUGUGGUUGGCAGCUGAGGGUGUGUAUCUUCCAGUUGCUGAAAGCAAAUGAAUUUGGCCUAAAAUAUACUAUGGUGAUCAUAAUUAAUCAUAGGAUAGUGCCUUUUGUUUAUUGUUUUCAUGAUUCCCCCUCCUCUGAUUUCUUCUAAUUGCCAUUUAGGAAUGUGGUAGAGUCUCAGCAUUCGGCUCUUCUAUAAAGAUCGAAGGAUUAAAACAAUUUUGAAACAAUUGCGUAAUUUUUAUAAGAAAUUAAAUAUUGGUACCCCAAUAGAGGAUCUUUAA